AAGACUACAUGCAGCCCCAUAGGGCUGAGCGGCGCAUCGGAACGGCGAGAUCCAGCCUGCCGUCCAUCUGUGUGACUGGCCGCCAAGACUUGGGGAGACGUUGAGAGACGCCGCCAAGAUGUCGGGAGAUGACGAGCAGCAGGAACAGACCAUAGCGGAGGACUUGGUGGUGACUAAAUACAAGAUGGGGGGAGAUAUUGCGAACAGGGUCCUGAAGAUGGUUGUUGAUGCUGCCAAGGUGGAUGCCUCUGUUUUAGGGCUUUGUGAGAAAGGAGAUGCCAUGAUCAUGGAAGAGACUGGCAAGAUCUUUAAGAAGGAAAAGGAGAUGAAGAAAGGUAUUGCGUUCCCUACCAGUAUAUCAGUCAAUAACUGUGUCUGCCAUUUCUCUCCACUAAAAAGUGACCCAGAUUACACCUUGAAAGAAGGAGACCUUGUUAAAAUUGACCUGGGAGUUCAUGUUGAUGGCUUUAUUGCUAACGUUGCCCACAGUUUUGUUGUAGGUGCCUCUAAGGAAAACCCUGUGACGGGUCGUAAGGCUGAUGUCAUCAGAGCAGCACAUCUUUGUGGCGAGGCAGCUUUGCGAUUAGUCAAACCAGGGAACCAGAAUUCCCAAGUAACAGAGGCAUGGAAUAAGAUUGCCCAGUCCUUUAAGUGUACACCAGUUGAAGGUAUGCUGUCACAUCAGCUGAAACAACAUGUUAUUGAUGGUGAGAAGACCAUUAUUCAGAACCCAACAGACCAGCAAAGGAAGGACCACGAGAAGGCAGAGUUUGAAGUCCAUGAAGUUUAUGCUGUGGAUGUCCUGGUCAGCACAGGAGAGGGAAAGGCCAAAGAUGCAGGCCAGAGAACCACAAUCUACAAGAGAGACCCCGCAAAGCAGUAUGGUCUGAAAAUGAAAACAUCUCGUGCCUUUUUCAGUGAGGUUGAGCGGCGUUUUGCCACCAUGCCUUUCACGCUCAGGGCUUUUGAAGAUGAGAAGAAGGCUCGAAUGGGAGUGGUAGAGUGUGCCAAACAUGAACUGCUGCAGCCAUUCAAUGUGCUGUAUGAGAAGGAAGGAGAGUUUGUAGCCCAGUUCAAGUUCACAGUCCUCCUAAUGCCCAAUGGGCCCAUGCGCAUCACCAGUGGACCUUUUGAAUCUGAUCUGUAUAAAUCGGAACAUGAAGUCCAAGACUCUGAUCUUAAGGCACUUCUACAGAGCUCUGCCAGUAGAAAAACACAGAAGAAGAAGAAAAAGAAGGUAGCAUCCAAGAAUGCAGAAAAUGCCACCACUGGAGAGGCUGUUGAAGAGAAUGAGGCUGGUGACUGAGCAGUCACUUUCUUGGACACUGCACCUUGCCACCCUUUUUCUGUAGUGUCUGCUCCCUACCCUGACUUGAAACGAGAACAGGAACACACCUCAGACAAAAGCAGCCUUUUCCCACCUUUCUUUCUAGCCUUUCCUUUUUUUUCUUUUUUUUAAGAAAAGGGGAAAAGCUGUAUGUCUGAUUUGUGCAGUUUCACCAGCACAAGUCCUUGCUCGCCUCUCAGACUCCCUGCUGCCACAGGAUAACUUGUCAAAUUGUUGCCAACAGUGGUGCCCUCUGGCAAAAUUUGGUCAACUUUUCUAUAUAUAUAUGUAUUUUUUUUUUUUUUUUUUUUUAAUUAAUUGCAGACCCAGAAACAUAAUUGACUUACUAUCCACUAAUAUAGCUGGUCCUAAACUGGUAAGGGACCAGUUACACUUCCUUUGUUUAACCAGAUCAUAGCCAUGAAUUUGGGACCAUGCGAUGUAUGGCUAGUUCGUCCAUCCUUUAAGAGAGUUUAAAUCAGUUUAUCUUCCUGAUCAGUUUAUCCUUUUGAGUGAGUAUCUCACUAACCCCAGCUUGUAUAGUAAAAUAUCUAUAUGAAGAGCAUUGAUCACAUUGUUCUUUUAUCAGUUUUCCUCUGUAUGCAGAAACAUGUCUCACCAAGUAAUUUAGAUUAAUUAGAUCUUUAAAUCUUCUGACCAUCAAUAAUUGUUAUACUCCUUAGCUUUUGAGUUGCAAUUACAGACGUGGUUUUUGCAUUUCAUCUUUAGAACCAAGACGUACUUUUUGAGCUACAUGGCCUUUUUUUAAAAAAUAUACCAACAUCCAAUCAGCCAACCAGUUGAACCACAUUUUCUUAACUUGCUAUACAGAAUUUAUAUUUUUAAAGGGGAUUGUGGACUCGCAUGUUUUGUGAGUUUUAGUACUCUGUGCACCACUUUAUGGCUAUUUGGGAUUGGGAAAUGUUGGUAAAAAUGACAGCACAGAAUGCCGUCCACUGUUUCACUGUGGGUUUGGCUUUUGCUUUGAAGUAGUUAAAUUGCUUGUUGGACAAUUCUUAGCACUUGUGAAAUUUUAUAAUUCAUUUUUAAGUUAAAAUUAGUCACUUCUUACAAGUACCAAAAAUUUAUUAUGUAUAAUUAAAAGCUUGUGCUUGAAUUGAAUUUCCCAUAGAUCAUAUUCAGUUAAUGAAAUGAGGAGAUAUUUGUUUUAAUUUGAAGGUUAAGUUAUAUCUAGGGUUGUAGUGUUUUUUUUUUUUUUUUUUUUUUUUUUUUUGUGCCAUGGGAUUCUAAUAAAAUCUCUCCACCUAACCCUUCCUUUUCUGACAAAUGCAAUGGAUUCCUCUUAAACUGUCAUGAACAUGCAGGGUGUGACAGUGCAGAAAGUUGUGGGUGUGGAAUGGGUUAUAGUGCUUUGUAUUUCCACUGUAGCAAUCCAGUUUCUGACAAAUUGGGCUGGCAUGGGGUGCUUAUAGGUUGUCUGGGCCUUCCUUGAAAGGGCUUACGUGUAAAGAGACUUAGUUUCUUUUCUGAGGGGGAGGGCAUCUGGUCUGAGCCCCUGCCUGUGACUGCGUUUAUUAGGAGUGACACGGAACAACUGAUUUCGUUUUUGGGUCAUGGGGAUUAUAUAAAUAAAAAAAUAAGUGAUAA
Molecule: messenger RNA, 2935 nt
Organism: Erpetoichthys calabaricus (reedfish)
Lineage: Eukaryota; Metazoa; Chordata; Cladistia; Polypteriformes; Polypteridae
Gene: pa2g4a
Product: proliferation-associated 2G4, a
Exons: 13
Coding region: 119-1306 (395 amino acids)
Source: RefSeq, a predicted model, not a curated record